GUCACAAAGAUGUCUACACGGAACUGCCAGGGAAUGGACUCAGUGAUCAAGCACCUGGACAUAAUUCCUGAGGAUAAAAAAGUCCGGGUCCAGAGGACGCAGAGCACUUUUGACCCGUUUGAGAAACCGACUAAUCAAGUAAAGAGGGUGCAUUCUGAGAACAAUGCUUGCAUUAACUUUAAGACCUCCUCCGCUGGCAAAGAGUCGCCUAAAGUUAGGCGGCAUUCUAGCCCUAGCUCGCCAACAAGUCCCAAAUUUGGCAAAGCUGACUCCUACGAAAAACUGGAAAAAUUAGGGGAAGGAUCUUACGCUACCGUUUACAAAGGGAAAAGCAAGGUGAAUGGAAAGUUGGUAGCCUUGAAAGUGAUCAGGCUGCAGGAGGAAGAGGGGACACCUUUCACGGCCAUCAGGGAAGCUUCUCUGUUAAAAGGACUAAAACAUGCUAACAUAGUGCUACUUCAUGACAUCAUCCAUACCAAGGAAACGCUGACUCUUGUCUUUGAGUAUGUGCACACUGAUUUAUGCCAGUACAUGGACAAGCACCCCGGGGGGCUCCAUCCAGAUAAUGUGAAGUUGUUUUUAUUUCAGUUGCUGCGAGGGCUGUCUUACAUCCACCAGCGUUAUAUUUUGCACAGAGACCUGAAACCCCAGAAUCUUCUGAUCAGUGACACGGGGGAGUUAAAGCUGGCAGAUUUCGGUCUUGCCAGAGCAAAGUCCGUCCCCAGCCACACGUAUUCCAACGAAGUGGUUACCUUGUGGUACAGACCUCCUGAUGUUCUCCUGGGCUCUACGGAAUACUCCACCUGCCUUGACAUGUGGGGAGUCGGCUGCAUCUUUGUAGAGAUGAUACAAGGUGUUGCUGCUUUUCCAGGCAUGAAAGACAUUCAGGAUCAACUUGAACGAAUAUUUCUGGUUCUCGGAACACCAAAUGAGGACACGUGGCCCGGGGUACAUUCUUUACCACAUUUUAAGCCAGAACGCUUUACCCUGUACAGCUCUAAAAACCUUAGACAAGCAUGGAAUAAGCUCAGCUAUGUGAAUCAUGCAGAGGAUCUGGCCUCCAAGCUCCUACAGUGUUCCCCAAAGAACAGACUGUCUGCACAGGCUGCCCUGAGCCACGAGUAUUUCAGUGACCUGCCCCCGCGGCUAUGGGAACUGACUGAUAUGUCUUCUAUUUUUACCGUCCCAAAUGUGAGAUUGCAACCGGAAGCUGGUGAGAGCAUGCGGGCCUUUGGGAAAAACAAUAGUUAUGGCAAAGUCUAUCAAACAGCAAGCACUGACAAGCACAGUAUUCUCAAGAGAGCACAGGAUUAAGUUGUCAUCAUUCUGGGAAGAAAAAAAAAAAUUAAUGAAGUGGCCAAUAAUGCAGAGAGAAUCAUGGAUCGGUUUCCUUUUGCUCCCUGUGGUGGAUUUCACUUACAAGAAAAUUGAAGCUGGCAAGACCCUGUUUUCUCUGCAAUUUAUUUAAAACCUUGCACGCAUUUGGAUACCUUGUGAUUUCCAAGAACUAUGUGAAGAUUAAGCUUUGCUUACUGAUACAUGGCAUGUAUUCUUUUCA
Molecule: messenger RNA, 1558 nt
Organism: Chinchilla lanigera (long-tailed chinchilla)
Lineage: Eukaryota; Metazoa; Chordata; Mammalia; Rodentia; Chinchillidae
Product: cyclin-dependent kinase 14-like
Exons: 1
Coding region: 10-1314 (434 amino acids)
Biological process (GO): protein phosphorylation
Cellular component (GO): nucleus; cytosol; cytoplasm
Molecular function (GO): cyclin-dependent protein serine/threonine kinase activity; ATP binding; cyclin binding
Source: RefSeq, a predicted model, not a curated record